AAAGGGCGUCGUGGAUGGCAUUGGCAUGUUGCUAUCUAGCGCACCAACAAAGCUGGCCCGAGUUCAAAUUCUAGGAGAGCGAAAAUCAUAAGACGAGAGAACACAAACGGUGUAGCUUGUAGCAAAAUCAAAAAGGAAUUCUGGUGUUAGACUCUUUCGAAGUAGAGCUGCGAAAUUUUAGAUAAAAAAAGAGAAGCCAGCCUCGAGGAACGAACAGCAAAAUUACAACACCUCUCCUCCAAUUUUCCAAAGUAAGACAUCCUUAGUGAGUACCAGUGACAGACUAACGACCUUGGUCAAAGAACAAAGAAUGAGUUAUACCAAAGAUGAAUGCUGAAUAACGUUAACGUCAACGGCUAUAGAGAACACGAUACUGACAUUGGUUAUAACGCAAGUUGCUUUUGCGAAAUGUAAUCAAGGGGCCAGAUUCUAUUAGGUAUUGAAGACUUCCUCAGACAAAGGAUGCCGGUCCCGUCUCGCAAACCAGAAACCGCGUUUGGCGGUCCCGAAGGAAAGCGGCUGCGACCGGUGCAGACCGAAGAGGAGGGGAUGGCGGUACUUGAUUAUAUGAUUACUUUUGGUUUCUCGUCGUGGUGAUUGUCAGUUCUUUAGUGCCUCUAGUAGUGAAGGAUACACGAAUUAGUCGACCAGACUACUUGUAGAUGAGGCAAGGAGUGCAGGGGGAAAGUAACCAAAUAGCUACUCCAGAUCAUGCAGGAUUUAGAACAGAGAGUCCGAUAGCUACUCCAGAUCAUGCAGGGAGUAGAACAGAGAGUCCGAUGGCUACUCCAGAUCAUGCAGGGAUUAGAACAGAGAGUCCGAUGGCUACUCCAGAUCAUACCGGGAUUAGAGCAGAGAGGCCGAUAGCUACUCCAGAUCAUGCAGGGAUUAGAACAGAGAGUCCGAUAGCUACUCCAGAUCAUGCAGGGAUUAGAACAGAGAGUCCGAUAGCUAUUCCAGAUCAUGCAGGGAUUAGAACAGAGAGUCCGAUAGCUACUCCAGAUCAUGCAGGGAGUAGAACAGAGAGCCCGAUGGCUACUCCAGAUCAUGUAAGUGGAAUACAUCUAACAGAGUCCGAUAGCUAUUCCAGAUCUAGGGCAACUGUCGAACAAUAAUAGAAGGGCUUGUGCAGAAUGGAUCCCAAAAUUGACGAUAUGAUAUACUGGAAUUGCUACACGACAGUCAAGAACCUCCAACUCCAAGAUCCAAUUAAUUCUGUCGCAUAUAAGAUCCACCCUGACCACGUAGGAAUCUAUGUAUUAGUACAUAAACGUUAACGUUUUAGUUCUACAAGAUGAAGGUAGGUACGUUGGCAGGGAGAUCCUAGGAAUUUACCAUGCAGCGUCCUCUGAGUUGCAGUCUUAUUGUGCAUGUAGAUCUUCUUCUUGGUACCAAAAAAGUGUUCAGUCACGAUCAUGAAGAUCAGGACCUGCUCUCGCAGACUAAAUAAUGAAGCACUGGCUUUCAUGAUCUGCAGAAAUAUCUUCAUCUUCUGUGUGAUUUUCGUGACCAUUCAAACUCUAAUAUUGUGAUUUUCCUCUUCCAAAAACAGAGGUGGUGGGAGUUGAAAAGAUUAGGGAUGGAAGGACGAUAAUUACUCAACAUCUUAUGUACUUGCAUCCUACCUGCACCUUGUCUCAGCAAGAACGAGACCUGUCGUCCUCACAAAAGCUUUUUACAUCAAUUAUCUGAUGGAAUUGGAAUGAAUAUUUUUAAUUAAAUAAAUACAAAUCUCUCAUUGGAAUCGGUGCAAAUCCCAAGGUAGCUUUCGAAAUUUUGGCAAUUGCAUCCCCUAGCAGAGCAGAAACUGCCAAUCAGCGAACUGCAACAAGGUCUUUGGACAGCCUACAUGGCGGUGCAGCUGCAGCUUUUCAGGACCAAGGAAGAGAUGCAAACCACGACGCGGUUAAAGACGUACUAGAUUUUCAGCAUAGUACAACGGCUACUGGUGCUAGUAGAGAAGAUCAUACCUCGACUCCUGCACAAGGACAAGCCGUUUUUGAAGGCUUUUAUUCGUCUACUAGCACAGCCGCUAAUAUUAACACUCCAUUUCCGCUCGUUGUACCAAUACCAAUAGCAGCAGAACAAGAGCCACUUCCUGACGAUCUAGAAGGUCUUCUUGACGAUUUACCAGAAGGCGAAGAAGUAGAAGCACUAAUAAGAGAGCCACAUCACACUAGCACUGCUUGUGCUUCAAGUGAUAAAAUGGUGUCUAGUAAAGCCAAAGAUCUUCGUUCUACUGCUACCGGGGACGGGAACCACGACCUAGCGGUUGACGCCCGGUCGGCUAAGAAGAGAAAGCGUUCUACAAGUGCGGAGAGGAAAAGAAGGCAGCAAUUUCUUCGUCGAGAGGCGCUAGAUGAGACUAGAAUACCACUCGCGGAGGGCGACGAGCUCACAGUUUUCGGUGAGAGCGACUUGAGCUAUCAAAAUUUAGACGGCGUCGUCGGAGCUGACUCGGAUGGCACAGCGUCUGGUGCAGCAGCUGUGAAAACUACUACAGACAAGGAGAAGGUGGUAGAAGCUUCAGUAAGAGAGUCUUCAAAGGAUAGUGAGAAAGAAAAUGAGAUGCAAAGGCCAUCAGAAGAUGCGAGCGCAGCUACUGCUUCAUCAAGUAUUAAGGAUACGCCUACUGUACUAGCAGCGUCUUGUUCUUCGAGUAGUGCUAGCGGCGUAAGCGGACACAAUGACGUUGCAGCUACUAAGAAUGACAUAUCGUCAACAGAUUCUACAACGAGUACUGGUAGCAAUUCUAGUUCAACGUCACCAAAGCAAAGUGAUGAGGACACGGCUACGACUGAAGAAGGGACGAGCACUAGUAGCAAAAAGAAGGAAGCACAAUCAUCACCACAAGCAAAAGUUUCCUCAACUUCUUCAGCGAGCUCCUCUUCAUCUUCGACUGGAGAACAGAAGAAGCAAGAGCAAGAGGAUGAUGAUGGUGUUGCAGAAGAAAAGAAAGUAGAGAAGGAGUCAUCCUCACUUAGAGAAGAAAACGCGGAAACAGGAGACGCAGCAAAGCCUAGUACAACAAUAACAUUCAAGAAGGUGGAGGAGCUUCUUUCAAAGGAAGGUAACGCCUUUCGCGCUCCAAAGGAGGUCUACGAGCGUGGAAAAAAAUGCCGCGACUUUGUUGAUUCCAUGUUGAAGCGGUGCUUGGCAGUGGUCGGUCGGCCGUACCAGAUGCAGGUCCACAGCGUCGCUUUAGGACCAGAACGCGACAUCAUCCGACUGCUCAAAUACGCGCAUCACAUCGUUAGUGACCAGCCAAUGUUCCUAGAGCUGGAAGCGCCAAUCAACGUGAUCGGCGAUAUCCACGGCCAAUACGGGGAUUUGCUCCAGCAUUUUGAGCAAAAUGGCUUUCCUCCGAAAUCUAAUUAUCUGCUCUUAGGCGACUACGUCGACCGAGGCCAGCAGAGUCUCGAGACUAUGUGUCUCUUGCUUUGCUACAAGAUCAAGUAUCCGGAGAAUUUCUUUAUCCUACGCGGAAACCACGAGUGCACACACAUCAGCAGAUUGUACGGCUUUCAUGACGAAUGCAAGAGGAAAUAUUCAGUGAAGUUGUGGAAAGAAUUUACGCAGUUCUUCAAUUGGCUUCCGAUCGCGGCCACUGUGGGAGGGAGGAUAUUCUGCGCGCAUGGUAAGUACGUGUUUGAAAACAUUGGAAAACAACAUUGAAGACUUCUCCCAACAUGUUCUUGGCUGUGAUUUUUCGGAUAUUAUUUUUACAUACAGUAAGAGCUUCCGCUUCGUAUCUGAAUAAGGUGUAUGAAGUGAAGUAUAUUGAUAUCAUUCUUUGUUUCAACAUCGAUUACUCAAAACAUCAUCAUCACACAACAGGUGGUCUCUCGACCGAGUUCUUUACGCAACGCGACGACGUCUGUGUGAACAAUCCCGAUAGCGAGGCAGAAGACUCAGAGGAGGAUGACGAGGAGUUGCUAGAACUGAGCAGGAAAAAUGACGAAUUAGUCUGCGAAUCCGCGACUGCUGCGGAGAUGAGCGCCAUGCUGAGGUCAGCACGCGCUGAAGACGACGAGCCGGUUUUUCUUCCUGUGUGGCCUACGAGUCCGAUUAGUUCGGAUAGCGGCUCCAGCGCCUCUGCAGGUAGCAAUGCAUCAAACAAUUCUGCUGCAUCGAACAGUGUGUCAAGUAACGGCACAGGCCCAGGAGAUAGUCCUAGUGCUGCUUCUCCGUCAGGGAAAGAGGGUGAACCGAAAGAGGGUGGCAGAGCAUCUUCAUCUUCGAGAAAAUCAAGUAAGAAGCGAACAAAGAAAAAGCGUUCACCGAAACAGCAGCUGGUCGAUCAUAUCAACGAGCUUUUAGCAUCAACAGAAGGCGAAGAGGGAAAAAAAGAUACAACUGCUGGCUCUAGUGCUGAAGACAAAUCUUCAGGUUCAUCAAGUAGUAGUGCAAGUGUCUCAAAAGAUGAAGACGCUCCUAUUGCUUCUGACGACGAAGCUAAGGACCUACCCUUGCCUGAAGGCUGGAUUGCGAUGGCAUCCGAAGUCUUACCUGGCCACACCUUUUAUCGAAACGAGAAGACGGGUCAGGUUUCAGUGAAACAUCCAGCGCUGCCGAAGAAGGAUGAGGGGUCUUCCUCUUCCAGUGCUUCUAGCUCGGACUCGACGAAAGAUUCAGAGGCAGCACCUCAAGAUGCAACCACAUCAUCUGCUGCAGCCGCGACGACUGCAGCACCUGCACGUGGUGCAGAAGCUUCUUCGUCUUCUAGCGCUGCAUCGCCCAUCUCCUCAGCAGUUGCUGUUCCUGUCUCUCCAGCCCCUUCCUCUUCAUCCUCUACAGUUGCUGACAGCUACUCAGGCUGUCUAGUCAAUCGGGGAGAAAACCUGAGUGAGCAGAGAAUAGCGAAUGCCAUCAAAAGUAGACUAAGAAAGAAGGAGAUAACAAUAGAGGAAGCACGCGCACUAGUCGAAAGGUUACGAGACGAGCGUGGAUUGGUGCUGGAGACUGGCCUAGAGCAGAUCUUGGACGAUCCAACAUCGCCCUCUACUUCUUCGACUUCAGGAAAGAAAAAGAACCUUUCCGCGACUUUUUCCCCCAACACAUCCAUCGACCUCGACAAGACCAGUCCCUCCUCUUCUUCCUCCUCUAGUAAACAAGCUUCGUUGGAGCAGUAUGUUCCGUCUCCCAGAAACGCCUUAAGUAAGGUGAUGCGGACCAAACUCCCAAAUAGGCCAUGCGAAAUACCGGAAUACGGUCUCAUGUGUGACGUUCUUUGGUCGGAUCCUUCGCCUGCGGUGCCCUACUGGGGUUCAAACGAGAGAGGAGUAUCGUUCUGCUUUGGCGCAUCAGUCGUCGAUAGCUUCUGCAAAAAGUACUUAGACCUACAUUUACUACAACUCUCUGUUUUUGGAGUGCGAGUGUUCGCUCUGUUUUUGAGUGUUGAACUUGAAUAUCAAGUCCACUCUGGCGGAUGUAAGUGAUGUUGAUUUGUUGUUUGAGAGGCGCAGAUCUACAUACACGCCUAGCGUUAGAGUUUGCUACUCAUUUGCUUAAGCACUACACAAAUGCAGUCUAGUACCCAACUUCUUCCUCAACCAUUCAAUCCCGAUGUCUACGUCUACCUCGCUUCCCUCACCUCAGAUUCGGUAUCGACCUCGUUUGUCGCGCACAUCAAUGCGUUGAGAGCGGGUAUUGGUUUUUUGCUAGAAAGAAGCUGGUGACGAUCUUCUCAGCGCCUGACUACUGUGGGGAAAUGGACAACAACGGAGCUGUUCUUAGGGUUGACAAGUCACUAAGCUGCAAAUUCGAAGUGAUCACCUCUAGCCAAAGGAGGAAGCUAAUCAGAGGUAGUUCUAUGUAUAAAUAUUUUGCUGCUGAUCCUGAUGGAUCGAUAUGUUCAUCCAUCGUGAAAAUGAAAGCAUAUUUGAGGUCUGAUCUGCUGCUAGGAGUAGGUCUUUGUAUUCCCAUCAUGAUUACAACUUUUAUCAAACUUUGAUAUGAUCUCAAUCUCAAACCAACAUCCGAACAGAUGGUUUGCAGAUGAACCGGAGGGCAAAUUUAGACAAGCUUGUGAAAACCGGAGAACUGGAAUGGAUUCACAAUGAAGAAAAGCAGGCUGGAAAUCGAAAGAAGCGCCGCACAUGAAAAUGGAAUGAUCAGUGAGCGGCUUCAGGAUCAGCCAGGAUGAUCUACAACUACAUGCCCAACAGCAUUAUAUGUAAGCGUUCCCUACACCAAAUACAAGAGUAAGCAUUUCCUACAAAAGUAAGCCGCGUUAACGGUCCCUAUGAUAGCUUCAAUGACAUCACCAAUCUAUACCUGUAUCAGGGGUAUAUCUAUUGAUAAUUUUUUCAGCAGGUAAUAGAUUUGGGUCCAAGGUUAUUUGUUAGUUCUGUUAGUACUCCAUCUUCCAUUGUCUUGAGUAUAUAGUUACUAGUAUUCUGGCAAAUUGUUGCUGUUUCAGAAUCAACUCCAUCUAGAAACAGAGCAACAUCGUUGCCUUCUCAUUUUUUAAGGAGGUUGUUGUCCAGAAGUUUGAUCCUGUUCCACAUCACUGAAGACUAAGAGGCUACCAGCUGUACUUGCACCGUUUUACCAUGUGUCAUCGAACAAGAGAAUAUAGGCUCCCUCGUGAGGACUAUCUAUUAUGAUUUUCGCGUGGUUGCUUUUGUUGCUCUUAUCCUCUAAGGUGUGCAGUUUUUUUUACCACUUGCAUCCUCGUUAUCCUCAUUACAACCUGUCAAUACCCAGAUCCCGAAUACAAGGGUAAGACAAAACUCACAAAGAACUACCAAGAUCAAGAUGCCUCGUCCUCUCUUUUGCUUUUUAUGUGGCUUUUGCAGUUUAGUCAUUGCUUUCAUUCUGUUAGGUUGCACGCCGCCACGUUGGAAAGGGUUCCCACCUAGCAGUGUCACGCAUAAAGUCCUCCAAUCAACAUAUCUAGAGUUAUUGCAAAGUCUUCCAUGAUGAUGAACACAAUAAAUGGUCUUGAAGACUGAAAUGCAAUUGCAAUUAACGAACGAACACACAGGAGUGUUCCUCGGAAGGAACAGACUGUGACCGACUAAUGUGCCAUAGGAUUUAAUGCAAAUUUAAGCUGUACUAAUUCCGCUCCCCAUGCUGCCAGAAGCAGGCAUUUGCCUCAAU
This is a messenger RNA of Amoebophrya sp. A25, 7104 nucleotides long. The record is from the annotation of a GenBank genome assembly. NCBI's taxonomy places the organism in Eukaryota, Dinophyceae, Syndiniales, Amoebophryaceae.